UAUCCCUACUGCCGGAAAUAUUUAAUCUCGUACGUCUUUGGGUCCUAUGUUAAUUUUGUCACGUGAUUACACAAGUAUGGCGACUCUCGAAGAUAAAGCGAUCUGGGAAGAUGGAGAAGAAAGUUUAGGUGAACAGAUUCUGAAACUGAACACAGAUGAAAUUGUUACAAGGACAAAACUGCUUGAAAAUGAGAUCAAGAUUAUGAAAAGUGAAAUUCUGAGGAUAAACCAUGACUUGACAGCAACAAAAGAAAAAAUCAAAGAAAACACGGAGAAGAUAAAAGUCAACAAAACUCUGCCAUACUUGGUUUCAAAUGUUAUUGAGUUACUGGACAUGGAACCCCAGGACAGUGGGGAGGAAGACGGAGCUAACAUUGAUCUUGACGCACAGAGAAAGGGCAAAUGUGCUGUGAUAAAGACAUCCACAAGACAGACAUAUUUCUUACCAGUCAUUGGAUUGGUAGAUCCAGAAAAACUGAGUCCUGGGGACAUUGUGGGCGUUAACAAGGAUUCCUACCUGAUAUUGGAGACCUUACCUCAGGAGUAUGACUCCCGAGUGAAGGCUAUGGAAGUGGAUGAGAGGCCCACAGAACAGUACUCAGAUAUUGGUGGGCUUGACAAACAGAUUCAAGAGCUCAUUGAAGCAGUAGUGUUACCAAUGACACACAAAGAAAGAUUUGAAGCUCUUGGAAUUCAACCACCAAAAGGUGUGUUACUGUACGGUGCCCCAGGAACUGGUAAGACCCUUCUAGCUAGAGCCUGUGCAGCACAGACCAAGUCAACGUUUCUAAAGCUGGCCGGUCCUCAGCUGGUGCAGAUGUUUAUUGGAGAUGGAGCUAAACUCGUCAGAGAUGCAUUUGCCCUCGCUAAAGAAAAACAGCCAGCAAUCAUAUUUAUUGACGAGUUGGAUGCGAUAGGAACAAAGAGAUUUGAUUCUGAGAAGGCUGGUGACAGAGAAGUUCAGAGAACUAUGUUGGAGUUACUGAACCAGAUGGAUGGUUUUAUGCCUAAUGCACAAAUUAAGGUGAUAGCUGCCACAAACAGGGUGGACAUUUUGGACCCUGCUCUGCUAAGGUCAGGGAGGUUAGACAGAAAAAUAGAAUUCCCACACCCCAAUGAAGAAGCAAGGGCUAGAAUCCUACAGAUCCACUCCAGGAAAAUGAAUGUUAGCAAAGAAGUUAAUUUUGAGGAGUUGGCCAGAUGUACAGAUGAUUUCAAUGGUGCCCAGCUCAAGGCAGUAUGUGUGGAAGCUGGUAUGAUUGCAUUAAGGAGGGAAGCCACAGAAUUAGACCAUGAAGAUUACAUGGACGCCAUUAUUGAAGUACAAGCCAAGAAAAAAGCAAACCUCAUGUAUUAUGCUUAAAGACAGUGAAUUUCACAGUGUUAGGACUUUGUCGUCAUCUUUGAGAUCUGAAAUAAUGGAAACAAAUACAACUGAUGCUGAAUGACAUUUUGUGAAUGAAACAUUCAAAGCUAAUGUCAUUUAUAAUUAGUGACAAUAUAUUUGAGUAAAUGUUAUUAAAUUCAGAUCUUUACUCAUGAAA
Molecule: messenger RNA, 1544 nt
Organism: Saccostrea cuccullata (small rock oyster)
Lineage: Eukaryota; Metazoa; Mollusca; Bivalvia; Ostreida; Ostreidae
Product: 26S proteasome regulatory subunit 6A-B
Exons: 13
Coding region: 47-1363 (438 amino acids)
Biological process (GO): proteasome-mediated ubiquitin-dependent protein catabolic process
Cellular component (GO): proteasome regulatory particle, base subcomplex
Molecular function (GO): ATP hydrolysis activity; proteasome-activating activity; ATP binding
Source: RefSeq, a predicted model, not a curated record